AUGAGGUACGACGGAACCCAAGACCCACAGGAGCACCUCACGGCCUUCGAGGCCAAGAUGAACCUGGAGGGAGUAGGGGACGAGGUAAGGUGCCGCACUUUCCCAGUCACCCUCGCGGGACCUGCGAUACGGUGGUUUAAUAGCCUCCCGCAGGGCUCAGUGGCCAAGUUCUCGGAUAUAAGCCACGCCUUCUUAGCCCAAUUCACGACCAGGAUAGCCAAGGCAAAGCAUCCAAUCAACCUGCUUAGAGUAACGCAGAGGUCUGGAGAAUCGACAAGAAAAUAUCUGGAUCGUUUCAACGACGAGUUCCUGGAGAUCGAUGGACUGACUGACUCAGUUGCCAGCCUAUGCCUGACGAACGGUCUCCUAAACGAGGACUUCAGAAAGCACCUCACGACGAAGCCGAUAUGGACAAUGCAGGAGAUCCAAUGCGUGGCCAGAGAAUACAUCAAUGACAAAGAAGUCAGCCAGGUCGUGGCUGCCAAUAAACGGCAACCCUCCUACAGUCAAAACCGGCACCACAGAAGCGGAGAAUGGCAGAAGGAACACGCCAGAGACGGCGGUCCGAAUAGCCGAGAAGGGGAUCUUGUCGAAACCCCGACCACUGAAGGAGCGAACAGGGGGAACCGGAGCCUCUACUGUGACUACCACAAGGGCUAUGGGCACAAGACUCAGGACUGUUUUGACUUGAAGGACGCGCUGGAGCAGGCAAUUAGAGAUGGAAAGCUAGCCGAGUUCUCCCACCUCAUUAGGGAGCCGAGGAGGCGGAACCGCGACCACGAGAGCGAGGAUGGAACACGGGCAGCAAAGCGGCGUCAGGAGCCGGAAGAGAACGACCACGGCCUCACCAUAGUAAACGUGGUAACCGCAAGAAACGCGGUGCCCAAGUCGAAAUCGGCACGUAAGAAGGACGCCAAGGUCCUCGCGGUUUCCUCAUCCCCUGCGCGAAGCACCAAGAAACUCCCAUCCAUCUCAUUCGGCCCGGAGGACCAAUGGUUUGACGAGGUCGGGGAAAGCCCUCCCAUGGUCAUAACGGCCAUAGUAGGAACCGGUCUCGUCAAGCGGAUCCUUGUAGACACGGGGGCAGACUCGAACAUCAUGUUCCGCAAUGUGUUCGACGCUUUAGGUCUAAGAGACACCGACCUACAGACUCACCAGCACGGCGUCGUAGGGCUCGGCGACCACUUCAUCAAGCCGGACGGGAUAAUCUCCUUGCCAACCUCUGUGGGACAAGGUCAGAAGAGAAGAACAGUGAUGGCCGAGUUCGUGAUCCUACGAGACUCCACCGCCUACAACAUCAUCCUGGGGAGGAAGACCCUCAACGACCUAGGGGGCAGUCAUCAGAACUAG
Molecule: messenger RNA, 1350 nt
Organism: Arachis ipaensis
Lineage: Eukaryota; Viridiplantae; Streptophyta; Magnoliopsida; Fabales; Fabaceae
Biological process (GO): proteolysis
Molecular function (GO): aspartic-type endopeptidase activity
Source: RefSeq, a predicted model, not a curated record